Racocetra persica is the source of this 828-nucleotide messenger RNA. Lineage: Eukaryota; Fungi; Glomeromycota; Glomeromycetes; Diversisporales; Gigasporaceae. The record is from the annotation of a GenBank genome assembly.
UUUGAAAAAUUUUGUGCUAGUUCUGGAUAUUUGAAUUCUUUAACAGAAUUAAAUGAUUUAAAACAAAUUGAAAAAGAAAUCAUUGAAUAUAUUUCAGACAUGAAAAAAAAAGAUGGUGGCAAAUAUAAAGCAAAUUCUAUUAAACAAGCACAUCCAAAAAUUGACCGUAGCAAUUCAGUAAACCUAUUAUAUCGUAUUUUUAUAUGUUUAUCAAUUCUCCUUGCAAUGCAUGAUGGUGAACACUAUCAACUUAAAGUUAAUCAGUUUAAAAUUGAUAGGCAAGGUGGUUUACAGUUUUUUCAUUACACUUCAAAAAAUAAUCAACGUGGACUCCAAAAAGGUCAAGCACAAGUUAUUUUAAUUCUUGUGAAUGCUGUUGGACCAUAUGAUGAUAUAAAAUUCUAUUUGUCCAAACAGCCUUCUUUAGCUGAUUCAGAAUUUUAUUUACAACUGAAUUCUGAUUGGAUGGAAUCAGGUAUUUGGUAUAAGAAGAAUCAUGUAGGAAAAAAUAAAUUAAUGAAUUUUAUGCGUAAAAUUGGAUGCAUCACACAAAUUGAUAUUCCUAUAGAAUUACUUACAAACUAUUCGGGUCAAAAAACUGCAGCCCAAUGUUUACAAGAUCGUGACAUUCCUGAACAGGCAAUUAUGCAACUUACAGGACAUAAGAGUGUUCAAGGAAUUCAUGCUUACAAGCAAGUUAAUGAAGAUCAACAACUUAAUACUAUAAAUACUUUGAUUAAUAUCACAAAUGGUAAUGAAAAAAUUCUCUCAAAUACCAUUUUUAACAACUGUUCUUUUACAAAUAUUACAUUUAAUAUUCAAAAAUAG